AUUUUCAGUUAAGUGGGCAGUGUUCUUCCACAUAUAAAUUCGAUGGUGUCAAUCGAACGCCAUCACUUUAGCUUUACGUGAAAACUCGACUUUAUGUACAUGCACCCGAGAGAUACGGGAGUUUACUACUUUGACAUACACCAAUUCCCCUUGGAAAUAGAAAGUAUACUAUCUUUGUUGCAGAAGCACGUAAACAUUAAACAUAAAGUUGAGGUGUGGGAUGAGAAACAUUAGAAUAGCGUUGGCAGUAAAUAAGGUGUUGUCAACAACUGUCACAAUGUGCACCAGCAGAAAGUUUAUCGAUAUUGGUGCGAAUCUCACGGACCCAAUGUUUAGAGGAAUAUACCAUUCAAAGCGAAAGCAUGACGAUGAUUUUAACAGUGUUCUCGAGCGUGCGUGGAAUAUAGGUUUGGAGAAAAUAAUCAUUACCGGAGGAAGUUUGAGUGAAAGCAAGGAGGCUCUUCAGUUAGCGAACUCUGAUGAAAGAUUAUUCAGCACUGUGGGUUGUCAUCCAACUCGCUGUGUAGAAUUUGAAAAAUUUGGAGACCCCAAUGAAUAUCUGAACAGUCUUCAGGAACUUGCUAUUCAAAAUAAGAGGAAAGUUGUAGCCAUUGGAGAAUGUGGCUUGGACUAUGACAGAUUAGAAUUUUGCCAGAAGGAAACUCAAUACAGAUAUUUUGAAAAACAGUUGGCCAUGUGUGAAUCCAUCAAGCUGCCAUUGUUUCUUCAUUGUCGUAAUGCUGCAUCGGACAUGAUAGAGAUCCUCCAGAAACACAGAGAUGGCCUGAUGGGUGGUGUCGUUCACUCGUUCGAUGGCACGAAAGAAGAGGCAAAGGCCUUCCUUGAUCUUGGAUACUAUAUAGGUAUAAAUGGCUGCUCACUGAAGACAGAAGACAACCUGAAGACAGUUGCUGAUAUUCCUAGUGACCGUCUCUUACUGGAAACAGACUGUCCUUGGUGUGGCGUGCGACCAUCACAUGCUGGGUCCCGCUAUAUAAAAACUACAUUUCCCUCUGUUAAGAAAGAGAAGUGGCAAGCAGGAUAUAUGGUUAAAGAUAGGAAUGAACCUGCAAAUAUUGUGCAUGUUCUUGAAAUUGUAGCCGCAGUUCGGAAUGAAGAUGCUGAAGAACUGUGUGAAAAAAUUUAUGAAAACACAAAAAAGUUAUUUUUUGAUCAUUUGACUGAAUAAUUGUAUUGGUUUUUGUAAGCCAGUGUAAAAGAAAAAGUAAAGGUACAACAGUGAAUUUA
Molecule: messenger RNA, 1248 nt
Organism: Schistocerca americana (American grasshopper)
Lineage: Eukaryota; Metazoa; Arthropoda; Insecta; Orthoptera; Acrididae
Product: putative deoxyribonuclease TATDN1
Exons: 6
Coding region: 221-1189 (322 amino acids)
Cellular component (GO): cytosol
Molecular function (GO): 3'-5'-DNA exonuclease activity
Source: RefSeq, a predicted model, not a curated record